AAUUGUAAACACAAGUCUUAAUUAAACACAAAUAAAACUAUAAAAGCCAUGUAAAUCCGGAGCACACAAAGUUUAAUGUAGCACAUAAGUCUUGGGAUGUUGGCUAACAUAAGAAGUCAUAUAAGUCUACUAGCACACAUGACACAAUACAAAGUUUAAAACACAUAUUCAUAAUCACUUGCUCACAUUUGGAUCACUUAGCACGCAUAGACUAUUACAACCAAGGCUCAUUUGCUCACAUCUCUCAACAAACAUAAGACACAUUGCUCAUGGAGAGGAGCCACUUGCUGUAUCUUCAUUCCGUGGACAGCAGGUGGUCUGUGGUCAGCAGUGGAGAGUAGAGCAGUGGACAGCAGAGCUGUAGCCGUGGCCAGCAAUGGAGACUGGAGAGCAGAGGGAGCAAGCUUUUCUCGGCAAGCUUCUUCUCGGACGGCGGCGUGGUCAGCAGUGUUCAACGCAGCAAGCUUCUUCUCGGGCUGGUCUCGGACGGCGGCGUGUGGAGGCUGGCCGUCUGGGAGGGAGCCGCCGAGCCGUGGCCUCUGGACUCUGGAGGCUGGACCGGCACCGCUGCCCGCUGGAGAGAGCAGUUGAGCAGAGAGUAGGAGAGGACGACGACGUUUGCUACGGCUCACGGCUGGGAGACCAGAGAGCAGGAGGACGACGGCGUUUGCUACUUUGCUACGGCUCACGCGCGGCUGAGAGAGAGCAGGAGAAUGGUGCAGGCGCUCAGCUGCCCGCUGGUCGCUGGAGCAGACGAGCAGUGAAGCUGUGGAGGGCGGACGGCGGCGUUUGCUACGGCUGGGAGAGAGCAGAGAGAGGAGCGGACGGCGCUAGGUAACCUAGGUUAGGUUUUUGCUUAGAUGGGCUGGGCCUCAAAGUGA
Zea mays is the source of this 881-nucleotide messenger RNA. RefSeq lists its product as uncharacterized. The record is from RefSeq and is a predicted model, not a curated record. The coding region runs from base 377 to 838 and encodes 153 amino acids. NCBI's taxonomy places the organism in Eukaryota, Viridiplantae, Streptophyta, Magnoliopsida, Poales, Poaceae. The transcript has a single exon.